Molecule: messenger RNA, 2081 nt
Organism: Solanum stenotomum
Lineage: Eukaryota; Viridiplantae; Streptophyta; Magnoliopsida; Solanales; Solanaceae
Product: pentatricopeptide repeat-containing protein At5g48730, chloroplastic
Exons: 4
Coding region: 28-1494 (488 amino acids)
Molecular function (GO): protein binding
Source: RefSeq, a predicted model, not a curated record
AAAAAAACCGGCCUCAUAUUUUCAGCCAUGGCUUCCUUCUUCGGACCCUCUAAUCCAAUUCCUCCAUCAUCAUUCGGACCCCCAAGAACCGACCCGUUAACCCGCCGGAAUGACCCGUUAACCCACCGGAAAGUUAGCGUACCCGGAUCCAAACCGGAUUCUUCUUCAAUGGAGGUUGAGAAGCUGAAGGUGAAGGAAGCAAAGGAAAGGAAAGAGGAAACGAACAAAAAGAUAGCUUCACAGAAAGCUGUAUCGAUUAUUCUUCGAAGAGAAGCUGCAAAAGCAGUGAUUGAGUAUAAGAAGAAGAAAGGGAAUUCGAAGAAAUUAUUGCCUCGUACUGUUCUUGAAGCUCUUCAUGAACGUAUUACUGCUUUGCGUUGGGAAUCUGCUCUUAAGGUCUUUGAACUCCUCCAGGAGCAGUUGUGGUACAGGCCCAAUCCGGGCAUUUAUAUCAAAUUAAUUGUCAUGCUUGGAAAAUGUAAGGAACCUGAGAAAGCUCAAUCUUUAUUCGAGAUGAUGGUGGAGGAAGGCUGUGUCGUGAAUCAAGAAGCUUACACUGCUCUUUUGUCCGCCUAUAGCCGUAGUGGUCGCUUUCACGAAGCUUUUUCUAUCCUGGAAGAGAUGAAGAACAUUCCGAACUGCCUCCCCGAUGUCUUCACAUAUAGCAUCCUGAUAAAAUCCUGCCUGCAGGUUUAUGACUUCGACAAAGUGCAAAUCCUGCUUUCCGACAUGGAAUGCAUGGGGAUCAAGGCCAAUACAGUAACAUAUAAUACUCUUAUUGAUUCCUAUGGCAAAGCGAAAAGGUUCAAAGAGAUGGAAUCCACACUUGUUGAAAUGCUGCGGCGAAGAGACUGUAAGCCAGAUGUGUGGACCAUGAACUCAACAUUGAGAGCAUUUGGUGGCAGCGGGCAAAUAGAAAUGAUGGAAAAAUGCUAUGAGAAGUUUCAGAGUGCUGGAAUUGAACCUAGUAUCAAGACAUUCAACAUACUCUUAGAUUCAUACGGGAAAACAGAAAAUUACGAGAAAAUGGGUGCUGUGAUGGAGUUUAUGCAGAAAUAUCAUUUUUCAUGGACCAUAGUUACUUACAAUAUCGUAAUAGAUGCAUUUGGAAGGGCUGGAGAUUUAAAGCAAAUGGAAUUUCUUUUUAGGCUGAUGCAGUCUGAGAGGAUAAAACCAAACUGUGUUACUCUUUGUUCUCUUGUAAGAGCUUAUGGGAAAGCUGGUAAAGCUGAAAAACUUGGAGCUGUUUUGCGGUUUAUUGAGAAUUCUGACGUGGCACUUGACACCGUGUUUUUUAACUGCCUAGUGGAUGCAUAUGGGAUGAUGGGAUGCUUCACAGAGUUGAAAGGGGUGCUCGAGAUGAUGGAACAAAGUGGAUGUAAGCCAGAUAAGAUAACAUACAGAAGUAUGAUUAAAGCAUAUUCAAUAAAUGGAAUGACUAACAAAGCAUCAGAACUCCGAAACCUACUUGCCUCGUUGGAGAAGGCACGAUAGCUUCAUAGUUCAAAGACUAGCAAUAGCAAUGAGCCAAAAUGUGAUUCUGUGCAUCACGAGUUCUUUGGUCAGAUAACUUCUGAGCCACUGUUGUAAGUGGCUUCAGAAAUGGUUGAAAGACAUUGUUCUUGGUGGCCUUAACAUUGAACUGAAUGCUGUCAGCAAAGGAAAAGGAUUGUCGUUUAUCAGCUAACAUCACCAAUGAAAACGAUCAGUUGGAACUGGACCGCAGUGGAGACGAGCAGUCAAUGAUUUCACAAGCUCUGGCUUCACAGAAUCUUGAAGCUCAAUUGAAGUAGCAGGUCUUGGACAGCAAUCAAAGGAUUAUCUUUCUCAAAUGUGUUUUUAGGAACUGUUUGUUAAGGUCCUCUGUAGAUAUGUAGAUAUGUUGUUCAGACUCUCCAAAAAUGUUGUCACACCCGUGUCGGACUACUUUUAAAGGAUCCAACACACAUCAGAUGACAUUUCUUUGAAGAGUCCAAACAACAUAGCUCUAAAGUUGUAUAUUGUUCAACAUCAUAUGGAUCAAUAUAUUCAGACAAAUAAAACAUUGCAGUUACUAAGAUUCCAUUCUUGAUUUUAGGGAA